AUGCCUAGGACGAGGAAUGGAUAUGUUCGAGUACCCUGUGAAACCGAUUGGAUGCUGGAAAAGGAGGAGCCGAGGGAUUCUCUAAAUCUCGUUUAUUUCAUCGCGUUGUUGAAUGGAAUUGGUGUGCUUUUACCAUGGAAUAUGUUCAUUACAAUCGCUCCACAGUACUACGUCGAGUAUUGGUUCACUCAAAAUGGGACAACGAGUGAGUACGCGGAUUCAUUCAUGAGUUGGCUCGGUCUUGCCUCACAAAUACCGAAUGUUUCUGUCAAUAUUCUGAAUAUUAUUCUAGUGAUCAGUGGUUCACUAUUAAUUCGAAUCGUUGGCCCGUUGGUGGUCAAUUGUUUUUGUAUCAGUGCUGUCAUUGGAAUCGUCAUUUUCUGUGCGCCGACGUUGGAAGGUAUGGCUUGGUUCUACGCCGUCACAAUGUUCUUGGUGAUCGUCAUCAACACAGCAAAUGGAAUAUAUCAAAACUCAAUCUUUGGUCUUUUCGCUGAUUUUCCUUCAAAUUACACAAACGCUAUCGUUCUUGGCAACAAUAUUUGCGGAACUUUCACGGCUGUUUUAAGUAUUUUCUGUACAAUUGUGUUAAAUGAUAUUCGAAUGGUGGCCAUGAUCUACUUUUCGAUCUCUUUCGCUGUGCUCAUCGCUUGUCUAGCCUCAAUUGUCUUGUUGAAACGAUCGCCUUUUUUCACCUAUUUCGAGUCAAAAGGUGAAGCCACACGCGAGGCGAGCAACUCGACCAAACCAAGCUGGUCUCAAAUUCAGAAAACAAUUCAACAUGCAUGGCCUCAAUUUCUAAAUGUUUUUAUGAUCUUUUUGGUGACUUUGUCAAUAUUCCCAGCGAUGCUCACCGCUUCGCCGCCAUUGAGAGGCGUUGAUGGGGGAUGGGUUUCAUUGAUUCCUGAAAACAUCUACGGUGGAGUGAUUAUCUUCUUGAAUUUCAAUGUUUUUGCUACAAUUGGAUCUUUUGUUGCUGGUUUAAAGCAAUGGCCCAAUUCCAACUAUUUGUGGGUAGCUGUCUGGUUGCGGGUUCUCUUCAUGCCUUUCUUCAUGUUCUACAACUAUUUGCCACAUCAAAGAACACUUCCCGUUUUGUUUUACAAUGAAUGGGUGUUCGGGUUGGGCAACUCGUUGAUGGCUUUCUCGAGUGGAUACCUUUCUUCAUUAGCGAUGAUGUAUGCACCAAAAGUCGUUCCCGAGGCUCUCUCAAAAACGGCUGGGAUGAUCUCCUCUUUAUGUCUCAUUGCUGGUAUUGCGUCUGGAGUGAUCUUCACUUUUAUCAUCCAAUUCAUCGUGACACAUUUA
This is a messenger RNA of Mesorhabditis belari, 1308 nucleotides long. Lineage: Eukaryota; Metazoa; Nematoda; Chromadorea; Rhabditida; Rhabditidae. The record is from the annotation of a GenBank genome assembly.